Molecule: messenger RNA, 690 nt
Organism: Wallemia ichthyophaga EXF-994
Lineage: Eukaryota; Fungi; Basidiomycota; Wallemiomycetes; Wallemiales; Wallemiaceae
Exons: 2
Coding region: 1-690 (229 amino acids)
Source: RefSeq, a predicted model, not a curated record
AUGAGUGAAGGGAAUAUGAGGAGCGUUGGGAGUGGAAAGGAAGGAGUGAUUAGGAAGACAGCGUACAACACACGGUACACACUGGCAGAGAUAGCGAGGCUUUUGAGAGAACUACUUGUCACGCCCAGUCCACGUAUGAACAUGCUCGGGAUAAGUGUGGAGAUGCUCGAGCACACGAAUGUGCUGCGUUGUUACCUGACAGGGGUGUGUGAGGAGAUAAACAAAGUAAACGGGAUCGACGACGAGCAACGCGCGGCAAUUGACGAGAUAAUUACGACGCACAGGGAUCACAAAUACGCAUCCAAGUAUAACAUAGCAGUCAAGGCGAUCAAAAUGCUGCACAUACACGAGACGAACCUCACCGAACUGACACCUAAACGGCCUGAAACGGUCAAGCUGCGCGACAAGUACCUCCCGCACAAAGACGAGAAUGGCGCAGAAAGGAACGAGAUAUACUACUACGCUAUCAAGGCUAAGAAGAUGGUGAAUGAGUGCAGGAGAGUGGGUUUGGGAGACAAGGAAGUCCUGGAGAGGCUGUAUGGGAAUGAAGAGCUGUCGCGGCGGAAGAGGGAGAUUAUCGAUAUCGCACUGCCUUUCUUGCAGAAGUACCUCGAUCGAUGUGAGCAUGAUUGGGUGUAUGUCACUUCGAGAUUCAAUCUGAUCGAGAGGGGGAAUGGAGAGAGCGAUUGA